This is a messenger RNA of Suillus subalutaceus, 1949 nucleotides long. RefSeq lists its product as uncharacterized. Bases 59 to 1774 code for a protein of 571 amino acids. Gene Ontology annotation, cellular component: cytoplasm; nucleus. The record is from RefSeq and is a predicted model, not a curated record. Gene Ontology annotation, molecular function: protein binding. The transcript has 7 exons. Lineage: Eukaryota; Fungi; Basidiomycota; Agaricomycetes; Boletales; Suillaceae.
GUUUCUAUCUCCUUCAAAGUUCUUUCAUUCUUUCACCCGACCGUCAACUGCUCUGUACAUGGCAGAAAAAGAUGCUACCGUACGCCUCCGUAGAGCGGUUAAAGAGAACAAUCUCUUCCUCGUCAAGAGGCUCAUUCAACGAACAGACAUGCGGAAUCCUGACCCCGGUCCGAAGCGCUACACAUCAUUAGCUUGGGCCGCUGUCUUGGGACAUGAGGAGACGUUCGAGUUUUUACUUACAGCUGGGCAUGACGAUGAAGAACUCAGCAGGGAAUCUGAGAACAACACCAUCCUCAUGCUAUUGGCUGAUUUCAAGCCCCCGCCACCUAACCCUUACGCGCCAGGCCCCUCGCAGGUUGAUCUCAUGGGUGCUGCGCUUCGUAUGGCAAGACUUUACUACGAACGUUACCCAUGGAUUCUUGAUUGGUCCAACGUGCAAGGGAAAACAGCGCUACACAUGGCCGCUCUCAAGGGAAACGAAGAACUCGUUCGCAUGCUGUGUGAUUUGGGUGCUGAUUUCGAUCUGUCGGAUAAUAAAGGCAAUACUCCUCUACAUUAUGCAAGUUCUUGGGGUCAUAUCCCGAUUGUCCAACUUUUGAUCGAACGAGGUUGUCAAUUUGCUGCUCGGAACAAUGACGGAUUCACUGCGUCCGAUUACGCAUAUUCUUUCAGCACCCGAGACACUUUGCAGGACUCUGCCCGUAUGCAAUUUGAGACUAAUAAGAAAUCUAGACGCAUGGUAUUUGCACAAGCCGCUGCUCGAGGCAAUGAAUGGCCCAUUGCUAGACCGCCACCUAUUCCAUUAAAGCCACCCAGCGUUGGGAGGAACGGGUCUCGAAUGCGGAGCAGCUCAGGUGGAAGUCGCACUACCGCGACAUCUGACAGCGGCGAUGUAGACAGUGCUGGGCAAGGGCCAGGACAAGGAACCAGUCUUUCAUCUCUCUCAGCAUCUUCGACAACGUCACAACCUUCGAGAUUACCCUCACAUCAAUAUACCCACCCUCAUUCGCAGCGAUCUGAUAACAUGUCCUCGGCCAGCAGUACAGGCACUUUCCCCUCCCCGGGACCUUCGCAGGGACUUACACUCAAUCCACCUCUUGCGCAACAAAAUUCACUGUCACCAAUCGUGAACCGCAUGCGGGAGCGAGACGCGGACGAGAUAGAGAAGUACAUGAGGAGAAAUCGUAGCGGAAGUGCGGGAACAGCGUCGACGGACAAUAAAUCACAGAAUGGGAAUAACUUCGCUUCGGCUGGUCCUUCGGCAAACGGUGACGAUAUCACUGCACUGGCUUCUUUAGCCAUCACCGGAUCGACGGCACCUCGAAAAUCUCUCAGACCUUCAUUUUCUGCUGCACAGCUCCGCACAACACCGUCUCCCCUUGCCGCACAAACCCAGAACAGUCAAGUAGACACUCUGAGAAAUCGUUCGGGAACAAAUCCGUCCAGCGCACGUCCAGCACAAGCCACGCCUUCGCCAAUUCCUGUUCUCACACGCGCAUCUUCCUCAGAUACCUCUCAACACGAAGAGAAGUUGGUGGGGGAACCUGGGACAUUCACCGGACCCCCCACGCUAUACGCGCAGUUCCCGGAACCACCUAAGAAAGGGGUCCGUAUUGCAUCAUCAGCUACUGCUGCAGCUAUAAGCCGAAGACUACCCAGUAUCUUUUCGUCCAAGUCCUCACCUGCUCAGCCCCCUCCUACACCCACCCCUGACCCACCCCAAGGUCAUCAUAACCAUCGGAGAGGCUCUUCAACAGCUUCUAUUCGCGGAUAACUGUUUAUUUGUUGUACGACUUUCAUCUGGACUUCACUUCGGUUGUACGUUCCACUGUUCAAUUUUUGUAGUGGGAUUAGUUUCCGCCUGGACAUUUUUAUACACCCAGCAUUGUCUGUUUGCACUAGUACUGUAGCACAACUUAUUUGUAGCAAUUGCACCCUUCCUCAUACAA